UAAUCAGCGUAGUUCGAACCUCCCGACUGUCACUCGCCUUGAAUCUUGGAAUCUUACGCUCCCUCUCCUCUGCGAAUUCGAUCAACGAAGCAGAGCAAUAAAAGUCAAAGAACGAAAAAAGGACAUCGCUCGAUCAACGAAACAGAGCAAUAAAAGUAAAAUAAAAGAAAAGGACAUCGCUCGAUCAAUCGUGGAUCAUGGCGAUGUUCCCUUUGCUCUCCCCGCAUCUCCGGCGAUCUCUCUCCUCCUCCCUUCUCCGGCGACUGCGCCGCCGCAGCUCCGCCGCCUCUGCCGCUGCCGCCAUGGACGCGCCGUCGAGGUCGUUCACCACCACCGAGGUCUCCCGCCCCAACAUCGUCCAAAAGCGGAGCCUCGACAUCCUCCACGAUCCCUGGUUCAACAAGGGCACGGCGUUCUCGAUGACGGAGAGGGACCGCCUCGAUCUGCGGGGGCUGCUCCCGCCUAGUGUGAUGACGCCGCAGCAGCAGAUCGAUCGAUUCAUGAUGGACUUGAAAAGGCUGCAAGUAAAUGCAAGAGCUGGACGAUUUGACACAAAUGCUCUGGCCAAGUGGCGCAUCCUCAACAGGUUACAUGACAGAAACGAAACUAUGUACUACAAGAUCUUAGUUGAAAACAUUGAAGAGUAUGCGCCUAUAGUUUACACGCCCACUGUUGGCCUUGUUUGCCAGAACUACAGUGGAUUAUUUCGACGACCAAGGGGAAUGUACUUUAGUGCAGAAGAUCGUGGGGAAAUGAUGUCAAUGGUUUACAAUUGGCCAGCUGAUCAGGUGGACAUGAUAGUGGUAACGGACGGAAGCAGGAUAUUGGGCCUUGGUGAUCUUGGGGUUCAGGGUAUUGGCAUAGCGAUUGGGAAGUUGGAUCUAUAUGUUGCUGCUGCUGGAAUAAAUCCCCAAAGGGUGCUUCCUGUGAUGAUUGAUGUUGGAACUAACAAUGAGAAACUACUUAAAGAUCCUCUUUAUCUGGGACUUCAAGAACAUCGACUUGAUGGUGAAGAAUAUCUAUCUGUUAUUGAUGAAUUUAUGGAAUCUGUCUUCACCCGUUGGCCCAAUGUCAUUGUACAGUUCGAAGAUUUCCAAAGCAAGUGGGCAUUGAAAUUGCUGAAGAGAUAUAGAAAUACUUAUCGCAUGUUUAACGAUGAUGUCCAGGGAACUGCUGGUGUUGCAAUAGCUGGGCUCUUAGGAGCAGUAAGGGCACAAGGAAGGCCAAUGAUAGACUUUCCGAAGCAAAAAAUUGUUGUUGCUGGUGCUGGAAGCGCCGGAAUAGGAGUGGUAAAUGCUGCAAGUAAAACCAUGGCAAGAAUGCUGGGAAACAAUGAGUCCGCUUUUGAGAGUGCUAGGAGCCAGUUCUGGGUGGUUGAUGCCAACGGUUUAAUAACAGAAUGUCGUGAAAAUAUUGAUCAAGACAUAAAACCAUUUGCCAAAAAGCUCAAAGAAGUGAGCCACCAAGGUCUAAGUGAAGGAGCAAGCUUAGUUGAAGUGGUUAAAAAAGUAAAGCCUGAUGUUCUACUUGGAUUAUCUGCAGUUGGCGGCUUGUUCUCGAAUGAGGUUUUGGAAGCCCUUAAGGACUCAACAUCUUCUAGGCCAGCAGUUUUUGCAAUGUCAAAUCCUACCAAAAAUGCUGAAUGCACACCUGUGGAAGCAUUUUCCAUUCUGGGUGAGAAUAUCAUUUUCGCUAGCGGAAGCCCAUUUAAUGACGUGAAUCUUGGAGAUGGUAAGAUUGGACACAGUAACCAAGGGAACAACAUGUAUCUUUUUCCAGGGAUAGGUCUUGGUACUCUUUUAUCCGGUGCACGGGUUAUCUCUGAUGGCAUGCUUCAGGUUGCUUCUGAAUGCCUAGCUGCAUAUAUGAAAGAAGAGGAAGUUCUGAAAGGGAUAAUAUAUCCUCCAAUAUCCAGUAUCCGAGACAUUACGAAGGAGGUGGCUGCAGCAGUAGUCAGAGAAGCAGUAGCAGAGGAUCUAGCAGAAGGGUAUCGUGACAUGGAUGCACGGGAGCUUCGAAGACUCACUCAGGAGGAGAUUGUUGCUUAUGUCAAGAACAACAUGUGGGAUCCAGUGUAUCCAACCUUGGUGUACAGAAAGGAAUAGAGCUAUAUCAAUAUACAUUGCUACUGUAAUCAGAGAUUUUGCAUGCAGGUCUCUUGGGAAAAGCUGGCGCAUAUUUAUGAUCCAAGCCAUUUGUUGAAGGCAGUUUGAAGGAACAUGCACUUAAAAAAUAAAAAAUAAUUCAUACGUCUUCAUCAACAAAAGUUUCCCUUUUCAUUUUCAUUUUAUUUUUCUGUUGUAGAAUUAAUUUUCAAAUUGUUUCUUUUUUUUUUUUUUCCGUGUUGUGCUUACUGCUAUAUUUUUCUAACCACGAGUUUUUUGCAUCAUGCUUUUUUAAUCAUAAGUGAUUGUAAAUUUGAAGAAGUCACAAAAAAUUAUAAGAUGCAAUGCAA
Molecule: messenger RNA, 2455 nt
Organism: Ananas comosus (pineapple)
Lineage: Eukaryota; Viridiplantae; Streptophyta; Magnoliopsida; Poales; Bromeliaceae
Product: NAD-dependent malic enzyme 62 kDa isoform, mitochondrial
Exons: 20
Coding region: 198-2105 (635 amino acids)
Biological process (GO): malate metabolic process; pyruvate metabolic process
Cellular component (GO): mitochondrion
Molecular function (GO): malate dehydrogenase (decarboxylating) (NAD+) activity; NAD binding
Source: RefSeq, a predicted model, not a curated record